AUGCAAAACAACAACACUCAAAAACAAUCUCACAUUAUCAAGCCUAAUUUAAAAAUAUCGAAAAAGGCUUCAUCAUCUUCCGAUCUCCACCAACAAAACAAUGAACAAGUUACAGUGGAUAGUCGUGAUGUAGUUAAAUUAAUGUUACAAUUUUGUAUGGAAAAUAACAUGACAGAGAGUUUCAAGGCUAUCAGUAAAGAGAGUGGAUUAACAUGUAAUACAAUGCUGCCCCAACAUAGAAAACAAUUUCUAACAAGUAUUGAAAAGGGAAGUUGGACAUUUGUGUUGGAAACCUUGCAACAACCCUAUUUAACAUUUUCUAAAGGGUUAUUGAUCAAAUUAUAUGAACAUGUUAUAUUUGAAUUGAUUGAAUUAUCGGAAGAGAAUGUUGCUAGGUUUUUGAUGAAUAAUAUUCAAGUAAUUUCUGUUGAUUUACGAGAGGAAGAACCUGCUAGAUUUAAAAAAUUGGAACAUGUUGUAAAUAAUGCAAAACAUUUUGAUAAUUUAAUCGCCUAUGAUGGAAAGAAUAAGAAUGAUAUUAGAAGAGAGCUUUCCUCUUUAUUUCAACAAGAAAUUUUAUCAAUUCCUUCUAGUUCAAUGUUAAAUAUUAUUGGAAAUGCAAUUCAAUAUCAAAAGAUGAAACAAGGUGAUGAUUUUGAUCCAAAUACUUUCCAUCUAUUGGAUCACACUGUUAAGAAUAUUAAAAAAUCAUCUGAUAAGCCGACAGCCAUUGCCAGCACUACUCAAGUCAAACAAGAGGAGGAUGACAGUAUGGAAAGUGACGAGACUACCAAUGCCGAAAUUAAAAUAUUGGACAGACCAUACAAGAUUAUCAAAUUUGGAAAAAAGACUCAAGUUAAUUGCUGUCACUUUGUUUCUGAUUAUCUGAUAGUAGGCACAAGUGAUGGAUUUGUGGAGAUUUAUGAUUAUUUAACAGGCAAAAUGAAUAAGGAAUUGGCUUAUCAGGCAAAUGAUGAACUAAUUGUUCAUGAAGAUUCCGUAACUUGUGUUGGUACUAAAGUUCAACCAUCAGGUAUUCUUCUUGCUACUUCAGCUAUUGACAAGACAAUCAAAUUGUGGAAUUUAUUAACAGGAAAAUGUCUUUUGAAAAUUCCAACUGCAACAGGUGCAAAUUGUAUUUACUUUUCAGAUUAUGACAAUACUAUUAUUUCAGGUUAUCCAAAUGGUUCAAUUAAAGUACACGGAUUAACAUCUGGUGGUACUGAACUGAAGGAUCUUUCUGGACACACUUCAUUCAUUAAUUGUAUUAUUCAACUAGAUAAUGAGCACAUGUUAUCGUGCAGUAGUGAUGGAUCUAUUAGAAAGUGGAACACCAAGAGUCAACAUUGUGAAAAAGUCUAUACAAUCUCUUCUAUGAGAAAGCCAAAACUUACAGAGGAAGAAUCAUCAAGUUCAACCCUAGAUUUACCAAUUCAACAAAUUCUCAAAUACCCAAACAUGGAAGGAUUCCUCUUUGUUUGCCAUCCAUCCAAUUCCAUCUCAGUUUUAAAUAUGGAAACAGGAAGAGAAGUAUUUAAAUUUGUGAGUAAUAAGGAGGAAGACGUCUUUGUUUCAAUUACACAUGAUAAUAACUAUCUGUACGGAGCUACCAAUUCCAACAAGUGUUGCAUCUAUCAAAUUCCAUCUCACAUCCCAAUGAAAUGUGAAGAAAUAACUCCACUAAGAACUGAUGACUUGCAACACAAAAAGACUGUUCAUUCUCUUUCGUUACACGAAUCAAUUCUACUCUCCUUCUCUCAGGAAAACAUUAAUUUAUGGAAAUAA
Molecule: messenger RNA, 1785 nt
Organism: Naegleria gruberi
Lineage: Eukaryota; Heterolobosea; Eutetramitea; Acrasida; Naegleriidae
Exons: 1
Coding region: 1-1785 (594 amino acids)
Biological process (GO): mRNA splicing, via spliceosome
Cellular component (GO): precatalytic spliceosome
Molecular function (GO): protein binding
Source: RefSeq, a predicted model, not a curated record